AUGGAGCCCAGCACCUCAUGUCCGGCCGCCUCCCCCUUGGUGAAGAGACCAUUCCAUGUUCUCGUGGGCGUCACUGGGAGUGUUGCAGCCCUGAAGUUGCCUCUUCUGGUGUCUCGGCUAUUGGACAUUCCUGGCCUGGAAGUAGCAGUGGUCACAACUGAGAGAGCCAAACAUUUCUACAGCCCCCAGGACAUUCCCGUCACUCUCUACAGCGACGCUGAUGAAUGGGAGAUGUGGAAGUGCCGAUCCGACCCCGUUCUCCACAUUGACCUGCGGAGGUGGGCAGACCUCAUGCUGGUGGCUCCUCUUGAUGCCAACACCCUGGGGAAGGUGGCCAGUGGCAUAUGUGACAACUUGCUUACCUGCGUCAUCCGGGCCUGGGACUGCCGCAAGCCCCUGCUCUUCUGCCCAGCGAUGAACACUGUCAUGUGGGAGCAUCCCAUCACUGCGCAGCAAGUCGGCCAGCUCAAGGCCUUCGGCUAUGUUGAAAUACCUUGCGUUGCCAAGAAGUUGGUGUGUGGAGACCAAGGUCUAGGGGCCAUGGCCGAGGUGGGCACCAUUGUGGACAAAGUGAAAGAAGUCCUCUUCUGGCAUGGUGACUCUCAGGAGAGUUGAAGCUGGGAUCUCUGGCUUGUGUAUCCCUCUGUACUGAGUGUGUUUCCAGGCCAAUCUGUGAAGAAGGUGGACAUUGGCAAAAUACAGUGAAGACUUCUGUGAUUGCUGGGUAGGGGUUUGGCCUGGGCCUGCUCCAGAGCCUCCCCGGGGGCCUGACUUGCCUCAGGUUCAAUUAGACCAAAGGCCCAGGUCCCAACUUCUUUCCAACUAGAGAUGCCUGCUUUCCAGAACCCGCUCACCUUUCCCCAGGAUUGGCACAGCAAGCUGCUGUAUGUCCCCGUGCUCUGGGAAGGUCGCAGAAACCUCGAUUCUCCCUUAUUCCUGGGAGCCACUUCAGCUCCGUGGGGGGCUGCCCGGGUGCCAUGCUUGCAGAGUCAGGGAAGCCUGGAACUGGCAAGACGCCGAGAUUCUCCACAGGCCAUGCUGUGAGGUCAGGGGUACGUGGGAAUAGAGAAGAGUGACUUGUGGGAGACUGUCCUUCCUUUACCUCAGUUUGUAGUCUUGGAGAUCAGGGGCAUUGCUUGGUGUGGCUGGGGAAGGGUUGGGGUGGACAGCUGACCAGCGUAUCUUCGAGCUACUAUCAAAUGGUUGUUAAGGGCAGAGGGCACCGAGGCAGGGGGACCCUAGUUCAAAUCCUAUCUCUGGGGACAUCCAGGGGGCUCAGCGGUUAGGCGCCCACUUUCAGCCCAGGGCAUGAUCCUGGAGUCCUGGGAUCGAGUCCCACAUCGGGCUCCCCGCAGGGAGCCUGCUUCUCCCUCUGCCUGUGUCUCUGCCUCUCUCUGUGUCUCUCAUGGAUAAAUUAAAAAAAAAAAAAAAUCCUAGCUCUGUUACGUGCUAGCAGUGGGACCGUGGCUCAGGGCUCAGCCUUUCUCUCACUUUCCUCAUCUCAAUUAUCCUGCCUUCAUGGACUUGUUGAGAGGAUUAAAUGAGAUUAUGUGUGCAAGAUCCCUACCCCACUGCCUCUUACUUAGUAAAUGUCAAAUAAAGGGAAGUUAAAGCUAAGUAUGUAUUCACACCAGUGAGCUUUUCUAACAUUUACUUAAAUAGACCCUCUCAUUUUGGGAAAAAUAAAAUAACCAGCCCUUA
Molecule: messenger RNA, 1701 nt
Organism: Canis lupus familiaris (dog)
Lineage: Eukaryota; Metazoa; Chordata; Mammalia; Carnivora; Canidae
Gene: PPCDC
Product: phosphopantothenoylcysteine decarboxylase
Biological process (GO): coenzyme A biosynthetic process
Cellular component (GO): phosphopantothenoylcysteine decarboxylase complex
Molecular function (GO): phosphopantothenoylcysteine decarboxylase activity; FMN binding
Source: RefSeq, a predicted model, not a curated record